This is a messenger RNA of Ostrinia furnacalis (Asian corn borer), 4947 nucleotides long. RefSeq names its product collagen XV/XVIII-type protein multiplexin (gene Mp). Lineage: Eukaryota; Metazoa; Arthropoda; Insecta; Lepidoptera; Crambidae. Bases 388 to 3396 code for a protein of 1002 amino acids. The transcript has 28 exons. The record is from RefSeq and is a predicted model, not a curated record.
CGCACCUUGAGACGGGUUUGCAGUGCGCAUUCCGGGUUCAAUUGUUUUCGAUUUGGUUUUAGUAAAAAAAAGUUUUUUUAACCCUUUAACAGUACACGGAUUUAAGUAUCCGUUGGUAGAGUAAUAAGUAAAACUUCGUGGAAUCCAUCGCCGAAGUCAUUAAAAGAUUGAGUUUUAUUUUUCUACGCCGUUUCAAAAUAUAAAUACAGGUUAAAAAAUUCAGUUUUUAAUAACUGUGCUGAAACUUUACACCCUGUUCAUUAUUGCCGCGGAUUAAGUUUCCUUGGAGAUGUCGUGACUAUUUUCUUCUGCCUUCUCGGAAAUUUAAAUGAGAGAAGGCUGGUACCAUGAAACAUUUCGUCAACGGUCGAUAAACGGUCAGUCAACAUGCAAACGAUAUGGAAUAGGGUGUUAACGUUGAUUGUGGUACAGGGCGCCUUUCAAGAGCUGAAGUUGUAUGGAUCGCCAUCGCAAGCUGAAGUGCAGUGCGUCAACACUUUUGAGGAUAUGGGUAAAGGCAGCGGCAGCGACGAGAUUGACAUUGACAAUGACAAUUUCUUGGUGGAUCAAGAAGAAGGUGAUGCUGAAGGAGGAUCAGGUCGCUAUGGAACCAUGCCGCCAUUCCCACCGCCACCACCAGGCCUCGAUGGAUAUCCUCUUCGGUUGAGAGGAGAAAAGGGAGAACGAGGACCAAGAGGACCACCGGGCGAGUCAAUCAGAGGACCACCAGGCCCACCGGGGCCUCCGGGACCCGCUGGCCUACCAGGCGUGUCUGCUAUUACUGAAAUAUCCGGCUCUGGAGACGAUAAGAACUACGUAAAGCAAAUAUUCGGAGAGAACUACGCAUCGUUGGGCCAGUGUGGCUGCAACUCCAGCACCAUUCUGUCCCUUCUGCAGACGGCUCCGGAGCUCCAGGGGCCCCCGGGUCCACCUGGCUUGAUGGGGGCUGAUGGGAGGACCGGACCUCCGGGGAUAGCGGGUCAACCUGGAAUGCCUGGUGAAAGGGGGCCUGGUGGCCCAAGGGGAGAGAAGGGAGAACGAGGUGAUUCGGGCCCACGAGGGCCUGAAGGCCUACUGGGGCCUAAAGGGGAAGCAGGGGUAGACGGUAGGCCUGGCAACCCCGGGCCUCCCGGACCUCCAGGGCCACCAGGCUCUUCAGAGUAUAGUAACUUUGAUGAAUCAAUCAUGGGUUCCUAUGGAGGAGCCAUCGGGAGGCCUGGUGCUCCGGGCCCUAAAGGAGACGCAGGCCAACCUGGACCUAUGGGUCCAACUGGAGAAAGAGGCUUUCCAGGUCAAAAGGGAGACAGGGGACCGGCAGGUCUACAUGGACCUAAAGGAGAUCGUGGUCAUCCUGGUCCGCAAGGUGAUCGAGGAUUGAAAGGUGAUCAAGGAAGUCCAGGCUUAGAUGGUCGACCUGGCAUACCUGGAGCUAAUGGAAGACCUGCUGAGAAAGGAGAGAAAGGUGAACAGGGGAUGCCAGGACCUCCAGGCCCACCGGCCUUGGCCUCAGGGGCUUACAGCUCAGAUAACCCAGAGUUCUUAUCAACGGGACACAUGACUGUAUCUGGGUCUAAAGGUGACAAAGGAGAAAAGGGUGAAAAAGGCAGUCGAGGUAACGACGGGCCACAGGGUUUCCCAGGCAAGGAUGGGAAGCCUGGUGAUCGAGGAGAUAUAGGCCCAUCAGGCAUGCCUGGUAUAGAAGGACCUGCAGGUGCACCAGGUCUAAAGGGAGAGAGGGGAGAAAGAGGACCCCCUGGGCCCAUAAGUAUUACAUCACCUGGAUCGGACAUUAUAACUAUCAAGGGUGAUAAAGGAGACGCGGGCGUUAGAGGACGCCGUGGUCGUCCAGGGCCUCCAGGCUCUCGUGGCUUACAAGGCCUUCAAGGAUUACCAGGUCCUCCUGGUAGGCCUGGUGAAAAAGGUGACAUCGGCAUUCCUGGUUGGAUGAACUCAAAGGGAAGGCCUGGCACUCUAGGACCCCCAGGUAACCCAGGACCAGCAGGUCCUAAAGGGGAGAAGGGGGACCCAGGCGUUAACAUUUUGGAUGUUUCUAUGUUCAAAGGUGAAAAAGGAGACCGAGGAUUUGACGGACUCCCCGGUGUACCAGGGUCUCAAGGUCCCCCUGGUCCUCCCGGUCCUACAAGCUCUCUGUCAGACCCAGUCCGAUACAUACCUGGCCCUCCAGGACCACCAGGCCCGCCAGGUCCACCAGGCCCUGCUGGAGCACCAGGCGCAACAGUAGUAGGACCUAAGGGAGAACCCGGAUCGAACUACCAUGAGGAAUACCCGGUGCAUGGAAACACCAAACUUUAUGGGCGGCCAGUGAUGAAAAGUGCUCUCGAUGAGUUAAAGGCUUUGAGAGAGUUAAAAGAUCUUAAAGAUAAAGAAAAGGAUAGAGGAUCGUACGCGCAUACAAGCUACAACCCCAAUACACAUUCCGAUGACUCCAACACGGGCAGGAAUCAAAAUAAUAUACCAGGAGCUGCUGUGUUCCAAACUACGGAAGAAAUGCUAAAGUUGGCAUCAUCUAGCCCAGUGGGAUCUUUGGCGUACGUGGUGGAAGAACAAGCGUUGCUCGUGAAAGUCAACUCUGGCUGGCAAUACGUAUCGCUGGGGUCUCUAGUGACCCACCAAGCACCAGCCGUGCCGACGCCUCCGCAGGCCACUCCACCCAUGCCUGCAGCAAGCCUGGUCCAUGUACCACCAAUUUCUAACUUGGUGGACAACUCUCCAGGAGCUAAUGGACCUAGUCUUCGAUUAGCAGCACUCAACGAGCCCCUCUCAGGCAACAUGCACGGGGUACGAAGAGCAAACUACGCAUGUUACAGACAAGCGAAACGUGCCGGCUUGAGAGGCACCUUCACCGCUUUCCUGACUAGCAGGAUCCAAAACCUAGACACAAUAGUGCGGUACGCAGACAGACAUCUGCCGAUUGUGAACACCCAGGGCGAUAUGCUGUUCAAGUCUUACUCUGACAUCUUCGAUGGCAAUGGAGGCAUCAUGGCGGCUUCUCCAAGAAUAUACAGCUUCAAUGGGAAAAAUAUUAUGACGGACUCGCAUUGGCCCCAAAAGAUAAUAUGGCACGGGUCCCAUGCGAGUGGUGAGCGGGCCUUGGAUACUUUCUGCGAUGAGUGGCAGUCAGACGACCCGAACCGAAGAGGCAUGGCCGCCUCGUUGUACUCUCACAAACUGCUUUCACAGGAAAGAUACACGUGUAACAACGAGUUCGCAGUUUUGUGUAUAGAAGCUACAUCAACGCUUAAUUUCCGCAAAAAACGUGAUAUAUCUAGCGUGAACGCGACGGGAACAUUGGACGACGAAGACUACCUUUACAACGCAGAAGAGUAUCAACAGCUACUUAAUGAGAUAUUUGCUCAACCGUUCAGAGAGAACUAAUCAAAUUGUGCCAUCGCACAAAGCGAUCAAUUUUCAACCCAAUCACAAUGAACUUGAGUUCAUUAUUCAAGCACUGGCUUCGUAGUUACACGAGCCAAGUUUUGCAACGAAAGACAAUUAUUUUUUAUUAAAUGAGAUUAUUCAAGUUAUGCUUGGUGUUCAAGAGAGAUUCCUAUUAAAUAAGCUAGUAAGCUUAAGCCAUUGAAAGUUACUAUAAACUUAUGUAUGAUGAUGUGUUUGUACGCGAGUUUUUAUCUAAUGGUCGUGGUAGAGUUGUAAAUAAUUUAUUGAAUCUUAUUCAUUGAAUAUACCCAAUGAUACGUAGAUAAUGUGUCUUUUUAUCUGACUGUACUUUGUAAUACGAUAAAAAUGUAAAACAUAAAUGCGAAUAAUCAUAUAAAAAUCUAUUUAUGUCCGAUACCAUGUUUGUGCAAUAUGAAGUAGAUGCAAUAAUAAAUAAAUGUUCAUAAUAUUUACGCAAAUUAAGACACUAAAGUCAUUCUAGUGAAUUUUAUUAGUGUGUUAUUAUUUACAAUUGUAUGUAUAAUGUAAGUGAUACAAAUUUAAGUUAUACUUAAGAGCUUAGUUUGGAGGUUGUAAAUAUUAUUUUAGAUAAUUUUAUUAAUAAUAAUAUAAAUAAUUGCAGGACUGUCUUUCUCAUCCACCGUUUUUAAACAAACUUCUGAUAUUCUCAAAUCAUACAAUACAUACUACCUUUCAUAAUUUCUAAAAUGUAAAAUUGUAUUUUAAUUCGAUCAAAUUAUUGGUAGCAUACCUUAAUUAUGGUACUUGUCUCAAACUCUCGUGUAUGAGUAAUAUAAUUAUUAAAUUAUAUUUACUUGCCCUCUUAUGGAAAUAAUAAUUUUCAAAUUCAAAUUAAAAUGCAAACUUUCAUAACUAAAUCAUUAAAAAAACUGUUCAUUUACCUGACAUUUCUAAACUGUAGUAACUAGACAUAUUAACUACAAUUCUAAAAUUGAUGAGUCAUAAAGUUACCAUUAAAAAACUUCAGCAAUUCAUUGUAUUGAUUUUAAGUUUUAAGUCAGCAAAAUGCAAGUAUUUGUUAUUAAAAUAAGAUAAAAACUUGGCCCUAAUACUACACACACUAUAUUGUAGAGGCAGUAUUUACACGUGUUUUUGCUUUUACACACGCAGAUAGAAUUAUGACAGAGAAGUACUUACAUUCAAGUUUUUAAGAAAAAAGUAUUAUGCAAAAUUGUAACCAAACUAAAAAAUUACACGACAGAUAAGGGAAGUAAAAUAAAAAUAUUUAUUAAGUAAAAAUUUACAAUGCAAAGGGGAAUUAGAUUUUUUUUUAUGCUAGACAAGGCAGGUAUUUGACCGCAAUCGCACCUGGUGAUAAGUGAGAUGCAGUCUAGAAUUAGAAUACUUUUAAUUAUGGUUCAACCCCGUAUGCCUUUUCCAGGUUAUGACUAUGUUUGUUAAGUCUGCCCUGACAUGUUAUUGCCAAAAUUCCAUGGAAAUGUUUCAUGUUUAUUGAAAAACUUUUUUUUGAAUACAGAUGUAGAUUUCUGAGUACAUUUUGCCAAA